Rhipicephalus microplus (southern cattle tick) is the source of this 2602-nucleotide messenger RNA. RefSeq names its product papilin. The record is from RefSeq and is a predicted model, not a curated record. Gene Ontology annotation, molecular function: serine-type endopeptidase inhibitor activity. Lineage: Eukaryota; Metazoa; Arthropoda; Arachnida; Ixodida; Ixodidae.
CCUGCGCGGCGAGACGACGCCAGCGGGUUUUCGAGGUGAUACACGGCCCGACGUUGCGGCCGCUCGAGCACGCCACUCUUAGAAAGAUCCGUGGCGGCACCAUGAAUACGUUCGUGUUCUUGGCACUUUGCGGUGCUGCCUUCGAGGCCGGAUGCGGCGACGUCACGGAGAGACUCCUACAGCAGCAAGCUCCGAUCAGGCCCUCCGUGUGCUACCAGCCGAAGGACACGGGACCUUGCUCCGGCCACUUCCCCCGCUUCUACUACAACACGACGACCAACACCUGCCAGCAGUUCGUUUUCGGAGGAUGCAAGGGCAACGCCAACCACUUCCUUACGCUCGAGGGAUGUGAGAGCAAGUGCGGCAACGCUUCGCUUACCGAUCAGCUCAUCAGGUCGAAGUUCAUCACCAAACUUGCGGUCCUCGACCCAGUCUGUGAGCUGCCAAAGAAGGUCGGCCCGUGCCGUGGUCACAUUCCCCGUUACUACUACAACACGACCACGGACACUUGCGAAGAGUUUGUGUACGGGGGAUGCCAGGGCAACGCCAACAACUUCCCAACGCUCAAUCAAUGCGAGACCAAGUGUGGUGGUAACUACACCGUCGAAGACCAAUCUUGGAAGAAACAUAUCAUGAAGCCUGGACCACUCCGUGCGAUAUGCGACCCGUCCAACCCUAGAGACCCUUGCCACCUUUAUUUACCAUUCGGGCCUUCAGUUGCUUUGGAGGACGUUAUUCGUGACAACCCGGUCCUCUCCAGGGAAGCAGUGGAAGUUUACCCGGGGUGUGACGAACCGAAGUACCCUGGACCCUGUGCCGGACACUUCCCUCGUUACUACUUUAACAACGCGAGCAAGAAUUGCGAGCAGUUCGUCUUCGGAGGAUGCCAGGCCAACGGCAACAACUUCGAGAGCGUCGACGAGUGCAUGAACAGAUGCUGGGUGCGAGCCUACGAGCCUACUCAAAAAAUAGUCAGCGCUGUCGAAGUUCCAUUUUGGCCCGUGGCGCCACCUGAAGUAUGUACCUAUCCGCCUGACGUGGGACCCUGCAAGGCGUACAUGCCUCGCUUCUUCUUCAACACGCUGACCAAUACGUGCGAGCAGUUCGUCUACGGAGGAUGCGGAGGCAACGCCAACAACUUCCUCACCUACGACGCGUGCCAGAAGAAAUGCAUGACUGUCUUUGGCGUCAUUCCCCGUGCCUGUGACAGCCACGAAAGCCUCUACAAGAUGCUCCGAGCUUUCAUUGUGUCAAACACUCUUCCCGAAAGCUUUCGUGGUCACAAGAUGAAGGCUCUAAAUUUGCUAGCACUCUUCGGCGCUACAUUUGGUUUCUUUGGACUGGCAACGAGUGGCCCAACAGGUUCUCCAAGAAUUCAGCUCGAAGACGCUGAUCGUAUUAUUUGGCCUGAUAUACAUCACUCGGCCGCCUCAUCAUCCUUCAAUCCGCAAGCGCCGACGGAUCGAAAGUUUGGCCCAAAGAACAUCGAUGGUGACCUGCGGUCCAGUACGAUAGAUGCGGACCGUAUUUAUUGGCACGACAUAACUCACUCCUCUUCGUCCUUCAAUCCACCAGGUGACAGUCGCAUUAUUUGGCCUGACAUACAUCACUCCGCGGCCUCCGCGUCUUUCCACCCGCAAGUGGGACUGAACCCUGUCUGCAACGAGACCAAGAACCCCGGCCUCUGCACCGGCUACUUCCCUCGCUAUUACUUCAACAACGUGACCAAGACUUGCGAGCAGUUUAUAUACGGAGGAUGCUGGGGCAACGGCAACAACUUCCACACCCUAGAGGAGUGCAAGGACGCAUGCUCGGCAUACCUGACCCAGUCAUCGCACAAGAUCGUAAGAGACUUCGAAGUUCCGCUCUUGGCCUUGGCCCUGCCUAAAGUCUGCACCUACCCGCCUGAGACGGGACCCUGCGAGGCUGCCAUGUCUCGCUACUACUACAACACCACGACCGAGACGUGCGAAGUGUUCACCUACGGAGGCUGUCACGGCAAUGGCAACAGGUUCCGCACGUAUUCUGACUGCGAGAAAAAAUGUAUGACGCUCGUCACUGUCAUUCCCCGUGCCUAAUGCACAGGACACGCCUUACCACAGACCAUGUUUUCAGGCAGAUGGAAAGUUUAUUAGAUACACGACUGCAAAGGGUCAGAAGGCUGGAGCACAUGGGACACAACAAUAAUGCGACAAAACAAUUCUGUGGUAAAGGCUUAUGCCGUAUAAGUAACACACUGAAGCGCGGAAAUAGUUCAUGCGUGCUCGAAGCAAAACUUGGCAUCAUGAGAAGCUGGAAAAUACAUUGCCAAUGAUAUUCUUAAAGAAACAGUUAGAAUGUGCACACGGUAGUUGCACCUAUUGAAAGAAUUUUUUAUUGAGCAGGUACUUUCUAAAAUACAGCAAAAUUGGUCAGAGCUGCAAAGUGGCAGCUACGGGUUUUUAUUUCAAGGAUAUCUGCUUUACUAUGGGUAACUCAUGGACUGGUGCAAAAUACACAUGAGCGAAAAAUGCCGCGAAAUGGUACAUCAAUCUAAAGACUAUAUCACACUUAAAAGCAGAUCCGACCUUGCUUAGUGGCAAAUAAAGUUCUCUUUCACUGG